AUGACUCGUCUGGUGGAUUCACAUCAGGCGAUGACAGCUGCUGCCUUGGUUCCUGCUGAGGUCUGUGACGGCGGCAACGCCCCUGGAGAUUUCAAGCCGGCUACCCCUGGACAGACCCGGAGCCACUCCAAAUCCAAGCAGAUACUUCACCUUUUCAGCGGCCCGUCUGGCAGGCGGGAUGGCCUACUCUGUUACGCUAAGGCGGCUGGAGCUGAUGGCGAGGAUUGGGACAUCGAGAACGGCAGGGAGUACGACCUCCUUGACGACAUCAUUUACAACACGCUGCUGGACAGGAUCAAGGCUGGCGAGUUGGACGCAGGAAUGCUUGGACCCCCCUGCGGCACCUUUUCGAAUGCACGGCGGGAGGACGACUUCGGGCCGAGGCCACUGCGCUUGCCGGGUCCGCAGGGCAUCUACGGCAGAAACGACCUCACCGUUGACGAGUCCAAGUCUGUUAGGAGGGCACGCUUUUGGCACUGCGAGUGCACGGUCGAUGCAGAUGGCUGCAUCCUCAGUCCAAACUACGGGGGAUCGAAUCAGUACAGCAACAACCAAGAGUGCGAGUUUGAUGUAAUGGCUGCGUACGCGAUGGAAGUGGAAGAUUUCCAGGUGGAGGACGGCGACUGUGACUAUCUGAAGGUGAAUGGAAAGAAAUAUAGCGGAACCUCAUCGCCCCAUGGAGAAGUGCCGGCGAAUAAGAUUGCUUGGUACUCCGACUUCUCCGUGACCCACUUUGGAUGGAAAAUUUGCCCAAAGCCAGCGUAG
Messenger RNA from Symbiodinium pilosum, 765 nucleotides. Lineage: Eukaryota; Dinophyceae; Suessiales; Symbiodiniaceae. The record is from the annotation of a GenBank genome assembly.